Sphaeramia orbicularis (orbiculate cardinalfish) is the source of this 878-nucleotide messenger RNA. RefSeq names its product voltage-dependent T-type calcium channel subunit alpha-1G-like. Lineage: Eukaryota; Metazoa; Chordata; Actinopteri; Kurtiformes; Apogonidae. Gene Ontology annotation, cellular component: plasma membrane; voltage-gated sodium channel complex; neuron projection. The record is from RefSeq and is a predicted model, not a curated record. Gene Ontology annotation, biological process: membrane depolarization during action potential; calcium ion import; positive regulation of calcium ion-dependent exocytosis. The transcript is spliced from 8 exons. Bases 105 to 878 code for a protein of 257 amino acids. Gene Ontology annotation, molecular function: low voltage-gated calcium channel activity; voltage-gated sodium channel activity.
UGGUUCCGGGGGUGAGUUGGGCCCUCUCUGAAGGCACAUUGAAAGAAGCUCAGAGUAAGCCCUACUACUCCGAUUAUUCCCCAACCCGCCUGCUCAUCCACAAGAUGUGCACCAGCCACUACCUGGACCUGUUCAUCACCAUUGUCAUAGGACUGAACGUCAUCACCAUGUCCAUGGAGCACUACCAGCAGCCCAAGGAGCUGGAUGAGGCUCUGAAGAUCUGCAACUACAUCUUCACCCUCAUCUUUGUCCUGGAGUCAGUCUUCAAGCUGGUGGCCUUCGGCUUCCGUCGCUUCUUCAAGGACAAGUGGAACCAGCUGGAUCUGGCCAUCGUUCUGCUGUCCAUCAUGGGCAUCACUCUGGAGGAGAUCGAGGUCAACGCUUCGCUGCCCAUCAACCCCACCAUCAUCCGCAUCAUGAGGGUCCUGAGGAUCGCACGAGUGCUGAAGCUGUUGAAGAUGGCCGUUGGAAUGCGAGCUUUGCUGGACACCGUUAUGCAAGCCCUGCCUCAGGUGGGGAAUCUGGGUCUGCUCUUCAUGCUUCUGUUCUUCAUUUUUGCAGCCCUGGGAGUGGAGCUGUUUGGUGACCUGAGUAAGAGCACAGACACGUAUAUUCAAGCGGUGGGGGAGAAAAUGACAGGAUCUAUCAGCUGUGUUCAGCAGACUAACACUGGAAGGCAGAUGAAAGGCCGUCUGGACCGGCCCAUCUGCACCGGCCCGUCUGCACCGGCCCGUCUGCACCGGCCCAUCUGCACCGGACCGUCUGCACCGGCCCAUCUAUUUUCCUCUGGAAUCUGUGCCUCAGCCUCUUCCAUGGCCCUGUGGGAGAUCAGCCCCACCACGGCGCUCUACUGCCCCCUGGUGGAAGAUUGGAGUUGA